Molecule: messenger RNA, 5231 nt
Organism: Notolabrus celidotus (New Zealand spotty)
Lineage: Eukaryota; Metazoa; Chordata; Actinopteri; Labriformes; Labridae
Gene: slc8a2a
Product: solute carrier family 8 member 2a
Exons: 12
Coding region: 190-2943 (917 amino acids)
Biological process (GO): calcium ion import across plasma membrane; sodium ion transmembrane transport; cell communication
Cellular component (GO): sarcolemma; postsynapse; axon
Molecular function (GO): calcium:sodium antiporter activity
Source: RefSeq, a predicted model, not a curated record
GUGAAUGAACGGGAAAGUUCAGUCCGUGACUUCAGCAGUGAGUCGAGACGGUCUAUGGUCGAGACGGGGAAAGUGUUUGCAGACUUUCAGAAGCAAUGCCAGCGCUCGGUGGAGCCGUGCCAUAAGCAGAAGAGUCCUCUGACCCAGCGUCUCCCUCAGUGACCCCGGCCCGCCUGACUCAGGGACACGAUGGGACUCCUCCUUGUUCACCUUUCUCCCUUUCUCUUCCUUCUCCUCUCCCUUCUCCUCCUGGCUCAACCCUGCACCUCCAUCAGGCCUCAGGUUGUGGAGCGAGCGUCGCCCCCCGAGCAGCCUCAGCCCUCUGCUAACGGGUCCAGUAAGAGAACAUGUGCAGGUGUCGUCGUGUGUAGACCGGGUAUCCUUCUACCUGUGUGGCUGCCUCUCGACCCUCCAGCGGGCGAGAAGGCGGGCAGAGCUGUGGUCUAUUUCAUGUGUCUCAUGUACAUUUUCGUGGGUGUGUCCAUCAUCGCAGACCGCUUCAUGGCCUCCAUUGAAGUCAUCACCUCUCAGGAAAAAGAAGUGACCAUUACAAAACCAAACGGAGAAACGACGGUGACGAAAGUGAGAAUCUGGAACGAGACUGUGUCUAACCUCACACUAAUGGCCCUGGGCUCCUCUGCACCUGAGAUCCUGCUGUCUGUUAUUGAGGUGUGUGGGCACAACUUUGAUGCAGGAGAGCUUGGUCCUGGAACCAUCGUUGGCAGCGCUGCGUUCAACAUGCUGGUGAUCAUAGGUCUGUGCGUGCUGGUGAUCCCUGAAGGAGAGUCUCGAAAAAUCAAACACCUGCGGGUGUUCUUCAUCACCGCCUUCUGGAGUAUUUUUGCUUACAUUUGGCUCUACCUCAUACUGGCUGUCAUCUCCCCUGGGAUUGUAGAGGUGUGGGAGGCCAUAGUGACGCUACUUUACUUCCCGGUGUGUGUCCUCCUGGCUUGGAUUGCUGACCGCCGCCUUCUCUUCUACAAGUACAUGCACAAGCGUUACCGUGCUGACAAGAGGCAUGGCAUUGUGGUAGAAAUGGAGGGGGACCUCGCUCCUAAAGGCAUCGACGUGAUCAUGGAUGGAAAGUUGGCAGAUGGGGGCGCGUGUCCUGAAAACUCCUCCAGUGUGACGGUUUCUGUGCAGACCGGCAAUGAACUGGACCAGAAAAACAAUGAUGAGGUGGUCCGGAUUCUGAAAGACCUGAAGGAGAAGCACCCUGACAAAGACCUGGACCAGCUGAUUGAGAUGGCUAACUACUCUGCCCUCGUCCAGAAGAAGAAGAGCCGCGCUUUCUAUCGAGUCCAGGCCACACGAAUGAUGAUCGGUGCUGGAAACAUAUUAAGGAAACACGCUGCAGAGCACACUCGUCGCUCAGGAGGUCAGAACUCUGACUUGGCCACGUGCUCACACAUUUGUUUUGAGAGCGCUCAGUACCAGUGCACAGAAAACUGUGGCUCCAUGAGCCUCUGUGUGACCCUUGAUGGGGGCACAGGUCAGGACACUUUCUAUGUGGACUACUGUACAGAAAACGGCUCAGCCAAUGCUGGGGCGGACUACGAAUUCUCCAAAGGAACUUUGGUGUUUAAACCUGGGGAGACACGCAAAGAUAUCAAGGUGGGAAUCUUAGACGACGACAUUUUUGAGGAGGACGAGCACUUCUUUGUGCGUCUUCAGAACUUGAGGUUUGAGGAAGGGGGAGGUGAAGGGACAGGAAGUCCACCAAAGGGGAGACUAGUGGAGCCAGUGGUUGCUACAAUCACCAUUCUGGACGAUGACCAUGCUGGAAUCUUUACCUUCGGCCAGCAAGUGCUGCGGGUCAGUGAGAGCACCGGCACACUGACGGUGACAGUGGUGAGGAACUCAGGCUCCAGGGGAACCGUCGCUGUGCCGUACCACACUGAGGAUGGAAGUGCCAAGGCUGGGGUGGACUAUGAGGACACCAGAGGAGAACUGGAAUUCACUAAUGAACAGACCAGUCAGGUCUUGAAAGUGCGCAUAAUAAAUGUGGAGGAGUACGAGAAGCAGGAAAACUUCUUCAUUGUGCUCGAGGAUCCCAAAUGGCUGAAGCGAGGAAUCUCUGGGAACCCCACCCCUGAGGAGGAGGAGGCCAGACGGAUCUCUGAAAUGGGAAAACCUAUUUUAGGAGAGCACAGCAGGCUGGAGGUCGUCAUAGAGGAGUCCUGUGACUUUAAGAACACAGUGGACAAGCUGCUAAAGGACACAAACCUAGCUGUGGUGCUCGGCACUCACUCGUGGAGGGAGCAGUUCAUCGAAGCUGUCACAGUCAGUGCAGGUGAUGGAGACGAGGAAGAGGGACAGGAGCAGCGAAUGCCCAACUGCUUCGACUACUUCAUGCACAUUUUCUGCAUUUUCUGGAAGAUUGUGUUUGCUUUCGUCCCGCCCACAGAGUACUGGAAUGGCUGGGCCUGCUUCCUGGUGUCCAUCUCUGCCAUCGGCUUCUUAACAGCCAUCAUUGGAGACCUGGCCUCUCAUUUUGGCUGCACUGUCGGGCUGAGAGACUCUGUCACUGCUGUCGUUUUUGUAGCACUUGGGACUUCACUUCCUGACACCUUUGCCAGUAAAGUGGCCGCCACCCAGGACCAGUAUGCAGACGCAUGUGUGGGCAAUGUGACGGGAAGUAAUGCAGUAAAUGUGUUUCUGGGCAUCGGGUUGGCCUGGUCUGUGGCUGCUGUGUAUUGGGAAGUCAAAGGUAAAGUCUUCCGCGUGGAUCCUGGCUCGCUGGCCUUCUCUGUGACUCUCUUCACCAUUUUUGCCUUCUUCUCUAUGGGAGUGUUGAUGCUGCGCCGGAGGCCAUCCGUAGGGGGUGAACUGGGAGGCCCGCGGGUCACCAAAAUCCUCACUGCACUUCUGUUCUUUGGACUCUGGUUCCUCUAUGUCCUCUUUUCCAGUUUGGAGGCCUAUUGCCAUAUACAAGGCUUCUAAGAGAGCACAUCUGGAGAGAGGAAUGACUACACAGUAACCAACAUAAAGCACCAGGACAUCCACCUGUAAAGUACUGCAACUACCAUCAACAACCGCUGCCAUGAUUCAUAAAAACGUCAACACACUCCAGACUUAAUAAACUCUAGUACUGGUCACAUCCACUGCAAGACAGUACCGAUCAGUUGACUUAAUGGUGACUGUGCUGACUUAUUCCAAGUUCACUGAAGAGAAAAAAAGUGACAUGACCUCUGAAUUCAAUGCAUCUCACUGGAUACUGAUUUGAAGCCUGAUCAGUCAUAAUAUGGAUUUCAAUUUUGUUCUUGUUUCUCCUCAAGCUUAAAGAGAGCGGGUCCGUCGAUACUGCCUAAUACUGUGAUCAAAUGAGUAAAUAAAUAAAGGCUGUUCUAUUGAGAAAAGUUACAGGAGUCAGGGAACACAAAGGGACCCUAUCAUUUAAAUGAGAUAUUGAUCAGAUAUUUUUUAAACAUUUUUUAGGUUAGUUAAAAUGAUAAAAGCAGUUUCUUGUUUAUCUCCCAACACUUCACUCAGUGAGACCACUACAUCAGGAGGGACUGAGCUGUGUCUAAAGUAGCUCAGCUUGAUUUUAGAUAAAUAUUCCUCUGUUGUCUUCAAAACAGACCUGAUCAUUGAAACUAGUAUGAGCAGGUAAUAAAAGUUUAUUUAAACUCUGCGUCUCUCUAGCAUGCACUGGGUGCAGGAUGUCUGAGGGGGCGGCUAGUCGAGCUGCUACUAGUGUCCACAUAAGCGACUCUGUGUUGCCAGUUUUGUCAAUAACCUCCUAUGUAGCCGCUUUGUCCGAAAGCUCAACGAUUGUUUUGUAGUGAGCAGAGGGUGUGAACACUGGCAGCUUUUUGGGUGCAAGCAAAAAACUGCAGACUGUUGUUGUGAUAGGUUGUUUGAUCCAGCUGUAUGUAGUAAAACAUGUCCAAAGUUUAUUUGCUUGAUUUAGAUACAGUUGACUUCCAAUGAUUUCAUUGUGCAGUCAUCGAGUGUGAUUUUGUUCUGAGGAGGAAUCUAUGCUCAAAUUGACUUUUUUAACUGCAUACAGUCUGUUAACCAUAGAAUAUAUCAAACAUGAAUGUAGUCUCUGUGAAAUCACCCAUUGGUUUCUAGAGAGACAUUUCAAAGCCCAACAUUAGAAAGCACCUUAUUGUUUAUGCUGACUCAACCUAACUUUCAAUCAACCUUGUAAAAGACAAAAAAUUGGAGCAGAGGUGGGCUUUGAGCCUCCUGGAAAACAAAUACAACACACCCACCUGUCUGUCAACUCAGCUGUGUCUCUUACCCUUUAUAUUCUCUUUACAUACAAAUAAUUCACACCUUGUACAGUGUGUAUGAAAAGAAAUGAGAUUCAUACACAAAAGCGUUUUUAACCAGGCUGUAAAUGUGUUUAAUUCUGCUGAUAAAAUGGGCAUUUUAACAUGGGACCUUUUUGGGAUUCCUUGGCUUUUGGAGCCAGCCUCAAGUGGACACUUGAGGAACUGCAGCUUUUUGCACUUCCCUGGAGUAGCAUGUCUGCAGAGCCUAGGUAGCAGAUUAGCACCAACUAGUGCAUUGGAAUCAACAAGGAUUGCAUUUUUAGUGUCUAACGUAACCCUAACCCUAACUGUGGAAACAACACUAAGGUCUGAGGGAUGAAGUCCCAGAAAUACACCCCUGAAACUACAGCCUCCAGCUCUGCAGACACAUAAUAUUGCUUCCCCACCAGCUUCAUUUUUUAACACUGGAGGUUGCUGCUUGUUUAUUACAUGAAACAAAAAGAUGGUUUGUUCCAUUUCCUGAGCGCAGAUUUGAAUGGAAGUGUUUGAGUUGCGAGCCAAUUAAGAGCAAGGAAUGUAUGAAGCAUGAUAGAAAAGAGGAGGGCGAGAGCUGCUUCUGUGAAAUACCUCACAGAUACAUUUAUUUUCUUUGUUGAGCAACCUUUAAUGAAAGAGCUGAAUUUGAUCUCACUAUAACGGUUGAUAACAGUAAUGAUCAGAAAUGCACUACAUGGACGCACUACUGAAAUGUUAAAUUAAAAAAAAAACAAUGAAGCAAUUACAUUUAAUAUUAAUAAUUGAAAAAUGAAAUGAAAAUAUAAUUGUUCCUACUAUCUGCCAGUUAGUUUGACUUUUUGAAAGGGAUUCGUUCACCCCUGAAGUAUUGUCUGUUUAUUUAUCAAUGGUGUAAUUAUUAAAUGUAUUUUUAAUUUAAAGUAUUUGAUCUGACAUGAAGAGAAAUAUAUUGUAAUUAUUUUAAGUUGUCAUAAUUAAACUGAAUAAUAACCA